Messenger RNA from Annulohypoxylon maeteangense, 1161 nucleotides. RefSeq lists its product as uncharacterized. The coding region runs from base 401 to 1129 and encodes 242 amino acids. Lineage: Eukaryota; Fungi; Ascomycota; Sordariomycetes; Xylariales; Hypoxylaceae. The transcript is spliced from 3 exons. Gene Ontology annotation, molecular function: lyase activity. The record is from RefSeq and is a predicted model, not a curated record.
CAUCCGUAAUGACUGACAAAGCUAACAUUCAGUCCGCGUCAAUCAUCAGGGAAUCUUAUUAGAAGCCAAGGCAACUAGAAAAGCUCGUCAAUCUGACCGAGCACGCUAACUUAGACCAUUUACUGAUCCUGAGUAGACACAAGAAUCAAUUAAUUAUGCGGUGAUGACCCCGAGUAAAUAAGCAAAGAUUCAUCACGUGGUCGGACAUUGCGGAACUGACAGUCAGACAUCUAAAAUCAAGGUUAUAUUUCACCAUUCCAAUAAGGAUUAGAAGCUUUUGUUUUAGCAUUUGCCACAGUUAUCCAACUUAGAACCUCCCUCAGCACACACACCACGAGAUAUCCCUUGUCUACCUAGGUACCAAUUACUCUUGAAUCCUCUAGUCAGUCGAUAGUGGAAGAUGUUUUCCAAUCUCCAUCUACCCCUUAAUCCCAUUGACAAGGUCAAUCAACCCCCUGUGUCCUAUCUCCAGGUCCAAGAUGGCCUCAUCAUCUGCUCGGGGCUUUGCUGGACGACCGCGUACAUCCUUUACAUCCGGCAAGCCUACCGCGAUAAGUCUUAUGGCAUGCCCCUUGUUUGCCUGUGCGCCAACAUAGCCUGGGAGUUCCUUUUUGGGGCCGCCAUCCCGGAGUCUGCUGCCCAAGUCGUCUCGUUCUUCCCAUGGUUCGUCAUCGACAUCGGUAUCGUGUACACAACAUGGAAGUUCGGACGCGAGCAGUGGAAGCAUGCCCCUCUCGUGGCACGAAAUCUUGGCUGGAUCUUGCUAGGUGGCAUCGCCGGGAUGCUGGUCAUGUUUUGGGCUUUUCUCAAAACGUACGACAACCGCUAUGAGGCCGGUUUCUACCUCGCCUGGACGGACCAGAUAAUCGUGAGCACCACGUCAGUGGCGCAGUUGAUGUCUAGGAACAAUACUUCCGGCCAUUCGUGGGGUAUCUGGUUUACUCGGUGGAUUGGAUCCGUUUUUGCGGAGUUAAUCUUCGUCUGGAGAUAUUGGAACUAUCCUGAAAGUUAUCCGGUAGCUGCUACGCAUUUCACCAUUUUCUUAUUUGUUUUGACGGAGGUGGCGGACUUGACCUAUCCGUUCGUCUAUGCGUCUUUAGAGAAAAAGGAGAAGAAGAAGUUGAAGUAAUUGGCAUAGCUCAAUGGCAUACCCCCCUAGAC